Molecule: messenger RNA, 492 nt
Organism: Penicillium cosmopolitanum
Lineage: Eukaryota; Fungi; Ascomycota; Eurotiomycetes; Eurotiales; Aspergillaceae
Exons: 2
Coding region: 1-492 (163 amino acids)
Source: RefSeq, a predicted model, not a curated record
AUGUCUUCUCUCGAAUCUCCCGUCGGCACCGUGCCUGAAGCACAGCAGUGUGAAAGUUGCGAGAUCUGUCAGCACUUCGCGAGCCUUAUCUUCGCUUGGUCGUGGGCACAUACGAUCGCAUUUUACACCGUCAUUUCAUGUUUCCAUUUACUUGCCUUUAUUCUCGCCGAAAUUCUCUAUAUCUUCCUCGGACCCUAUGUCAGACGCGUCGUGAACUACUUGUACGGGCUAUCAACCAACCGCACGAACACCACGGCAAGGGAGUACUCUUGCAUUGUCCCCGCACCCGUUAAUCGCCCUCAUAAGCUCCGCGUUAUCCAAGCAAAUGGGCAGAACAAACAGUCGAGUCAAAAGCGAUCAAAGGACGAUGUCGAUGCCACGUUUUACCUCUAUACGGAUGACUUUAAGCGUGGUUGGGCACGCAACGAGAUCACCUUGAAAGCCGUUAUUUACGUCGGGGACAAAGAAUCAGGUGGUAAAGAGUGCGUCUAG